CAGACAAUUCUGCGAAUAAGAUUUACGCGGCGCCGCCGCUGUAACGUUCAACAGUUUAAUUUGUUUAUACUGCAUUUUAAGGCGAAAUUGCCUUUUAAUCAACGAGCCACCAGCCAGAUUUUUUCAAUGGAAACCUCUUGAAAAAAAAAUUAUCUAAGAUGAAGAACGAAUCACCUAGUUUUGGGGAGAGGAUCCAGGAUUACGAAGUUGGCGAUGUUCUUGGUAAGGGUGGAUUUGCGACAGUUCGCAAAGCAAGAUGCAAGAAGACUGGACUGGAAGUUGCAAUCAAAAUGAUUGAUAAAAUUCAAAUUAAGGCAAAUAAAGGCUUGGAAGUCAGAGUUUAUCAAGAAGUUGCUAUUCACUCAAGAUUGAAACAUCCUGCUGUUCUUGAACUGUAUACGUUCUUUGAAGAUGACAAAUAUGUGUAUCUUGUGCUAGAACUAUGUCAUGGUGGUGAGCUACAGAAAUAUCUCAAGAAGCACAACCGUAUUCUAUCUGAGGGUGAAGCGAGUCAUAUUUUGUCUCAAGUUGUCCAAGGACUCCUAUAUCUUCAUUCUCAUAAAAUUCUUCACAGAGAUAUGACUCUAUCUAAUUUACUAUUGACCAGUAAAAUGCAAGUUAAAAUAGCUGAUUUUGGUUUAGCUACACAAUUGAAUCGGCCAGAUGAAAAGCAUUUGACAAUGUGUGGCACACCAAACUACAUCUCCCCAGAGGUGGCAACACGCAGCUCUCACGGUCUGGAAGCAGAUGUGUGGGGGCUUGGCUGCAUGUUGUACACGCUUCUUGUUGGACACCCUCCGUUUGACACUGAUGCAGUCAAGAGUACAUUGACAAGAGUUGUCAUGGCCGAUUAUACGGUGCCAUCUUAUCUAUCAUCAGAGGCUCAGGAUCUAAUUAACAAGUUAUUGAAGAAAAAUCCUCGAGAACGCAUUAGUCUGCAUGGCAUUCUAAAGCAUCCUUUUUUGUUGUGUUCCAAGCAGAAUCUCAUUGAAAAGAGAAAGUAUCCUAAUAGGGAAUCUGAAGAUAGUGGCAUGUGCACCAUGACAACCGAAGGGACCCACUCUCUGCAACAAACCAGGGAUACAUCGGCCAGCAAAGAUCGACACAAGAUGUCUGCUGGACCCAUGACUGUGGCUGCCAUAUUAAAAGAACAGAGCCAAGGCAGCUUUGGUUUAGAGCCCUUUUCCAACCCUGCCUUUCCAAAAUCGCCUCAUGGAUCAUAUCAUAACCAUGAAGAACAUAAAGGCAAACAUCAUGACAAUGUCCGAAAGAGACAUAAUGAGGCUUAUAAUCAUGUCUCAGACAACAUCGACCCAGACAGUGGUGAUGACAGUGAAGGUGAUCAGUAUGACAAUGGGCUCCCUGGGGCUCUUCCUCCUAGAAGACAGUUAGCAUUACCAUUUAGAAACAGAUCACGAUCGGAGGACCGAUUUCAUGGGACAAGAGGCAUGAGUAAUAGUUACCUAAAAUCAAAACUCAGUGGCUGUGAGCCAGGAGAGUACACUAGUUUGCCUUCAAAACAUUGUCACAACCAAUUUCUGCAUCCUGCUUGUGACACCUCCUACCAUUCUAAGCCCAAACAUGCAGGGUGCAGGCACAAUCGUAUUAAUGGUGUGUCAACUUGCUCUGCUGAUUGUACAGCAGAAUUGAGUUGGAAACCCGCAACUCUGGCUCGAUCUCAAAGCUUUGGGCAUAAAUCCUCCGGCCGAUGUGACCCUCCCAAAACUGAUCGUAAUUUUCUGGACGAAGAGAGAGGACAUAGUAAUGGCAAAUCCUGUUCACUUGCCCGCAAAAUGGGUGCAGUUUCAAUUGAUUGCCAUUCAAAUGAUGCUGACUGUAGUGCUAAAUUCGGGCCUGCAACAUAUCAAAGCCAAAGAACAGGGGACAGUUGCAGUCACCAUUCAAAGAAUGCAGAGGAAGAUGAUUUACCAAAAAGUGUUCAUUCAGUGAAUAGAUAUCUAGAUCCCCAAAAUGUUCCUUGCCAUAUAAAUGAUGAACAUAGCUCUUCACCUUUAUUUGACCGCAGGAGAAGUCUGGACACAGAUGCAUUGGGCUCAUUCAAGACUUCUCUCAAUAUGGAAGAAAUCCAACAUCUUUUGUUUGGUGGAUCUACAAAUUCCAAGGGUAGAGAAUCCAGCUCUGGAGGUCGAGCAUCUCCUUUAAAUACUCUGCGUCUAUUACCAACUCGCCAUCGCACAAAGAAUGCUGUCCUCAGCAUAUUAGAGUCAGGAGAGGUCGUCAUCGAAUUUCUCAAAAAGAAAGGACCAUCAAGAGAAGAACGCGUGGUUGAUGUCUGCCGUAUUUCCAACGAUGGAUUGAGGAUCGUUUUGUACCAAAUGAAUGGUGGGAGAGGGUGCCUAGCUCGUGAUAAACCUCCCGACUUACCUGAACAAGGAGCAGAUGCUAUUUACAGCUAUGAGUCGCUUCCUGAAAAGCAUUGGAAAAAGUACGAAUAUGCUGUCAGGUUUGUCAAUUUAGUCAGUGCUAAAACACCAAAGGUAACAUUGUAUAGUGACAAAGCUAAAUCCCAUUUGAUGGAAAACAUGCCAAAUCCUGAUUUUGAAUCAUGCUUUUAUGAUGGAGGUAAAAUCUCAAGGACAAAUGAGGGUGUGCGACUCAUUGACCAAGAUGGGCGAAACAGCCUGAUAGUUUCUCAGGACCACGCCCUAAGUCUUUCCCAAGCUCCCCAAAUGUUGUGGGAUCAUUUCUUGCAGUGCUUUCAGCAUUGCGUUAUGUUGGAACGCUGUCUGGCUAGACUCGCUGGAGGGAGCUCCACUACGCAAGGCGGAUCAAGAUGUGUCUUCCCUGUCAUUGUUGGUCGCCGCCCUCAUGUACCUGCCAUAACUCUACAGGGCAAGGAGAAUAUGGCUAAUGUCAUGCAUGACCAUCAUGUUAGAGGGCCUCUUAUCUCUCCCAACACACCAACUCUCAAAUCAUUUGAAGUCUCUACUAUUUCCACUGUUCCCAUGCACUCAAACAAGGUUUGUAGUCGUCCUCCACUGCUACAAGAAACACCAGUGUCACGAACAGGCAGCAGGCAUAGUGCUCGAACUAAGAGGGCCAUCUCACCCACUGGCACAAGCAAUGGUAUUCGAAGAGUGGACAUAUCUGGUCUAGGAACUGCCACACAGCUUCCCUCAGGAGAAGUACGAAUUGAUUAUUACGAUGGAUCCCAAUUAAGGGUUCACCCCUCCAAUAACGGCAUCAGUUACCAUUGUGCAGAUGGUUCUCAAGUUGUGAGAUGUGGUCCAGAAGAUACAGUUCCUGAAUGGUUGCGAGAUCGGUUAGCCCAAGUUCCAAGGAUCAUUCAAAGUCUUGCAGAAAAGACACCAUCUUGCACUGACAAUAUGCCAAGAGUGUUGCACAAACCCAAAGUUCGAUCGUUAAGAUAAUGAAUUAUGAGGUUUUUCGUUUGGCCUCUUGUUGUCAGCAUCCGUCCUGUAUCAAUUCUGUGAUUUUGUUAGAUUAAUUCUGAAUGAACUUGAUGUCUAGAAAAGUAGAUUUAUUUAAAUAUUUUAACCCUCAAAUGUUAAUGUACAAAAAGUAUAUUUAUAUGUAUAUGUUUUCUAUUUUCCUACUUUUGUUGUUAGUAUUGAUUGAAACUAAAAACUUUUACUUUUAUUGUGUCUGUGUCUGUGUGUGUGUGUGUGUGUGUACAGAAAGGGAUAUUUUUCAUUGCUCUGAACCAUCAUAGUCUUUGUGAAUAUCAGCACAAUGGAGGACUGGUUUUAUCGCUGUGUGUUCUGAACAUUGUCUUAUUCAAAAUGUAUUUGUAUUUUUUAAUGUAUUGUUUGAUUUUUCACACAAAUAGAAGUUGUCUGGAAGAUCAUACGAAGUCAAGUCGAACCUAUCCUAUAUUGAAGUGAGAAAUUAAAACCUUAUGGAAUAAUAAAGAUAUUU
Messenger RNA from Thrips palmi, 3900 nucleotides. RefSeq names its product serine/threonine-protein kinase PLK4 (gene SAK). Gene Ontology annotation, biological process: protein phosphorylation. Bases 159 to 3392 code for a protein of 1077 amino acids. Lineage: Eukaryota; Metazoa; Arthropoda; Insecta; Thysanoptera; Thripidae. The transcript has 15 exons. The record is from RefSeq and is a predicted model, not a curated record. Gene Ontology annotation, molecular function: protein kinase activity; ATP binding.